This is a messenger RNA of Ipomoea triloba (trilobed morning glory), 612 nucleotides long. RefSeq names its product protein GAST1-like. The record is from RefSeq and is a predicted model, not a curated record. Bases 36 to 374 code for a protein of 112 amino acids. NCBI's taxonomy places the organism in Eukaryota, Viridiplantae, Streptophyta, Magnoliopsida, Solanales, Convolvulaceae. The transcript is spliced from 3 exons.
AUUCUCAUCUCCCACUCAAUUCGAUAUCAGUAAGCAUGCAGAGUAGAAGUGUUUGUGCUCUUCUUUUCCUUUGCAUUUUGCUCCUAAUUUCCUUUCUUCAAAAUUUGGCCUCAGCCCAAAUUGAGAAUGAUUUCCAGUCCAGUACUGUGCAGCAGCAUAAGAAACACAGGCAUUCAGGGUUCUCCCAGGCAGAGUGCCCAGAUGCAUGCACAUAUAGAUGCUCAAAGACAGCAUACAAGAAGCCAUGCAUGUUCUUCUGCCAAAAGUGUUGCUUCAAGUGCAGAUGCGUGCCUCCAGGAACCUAUGGCCAUAAACAAGUCUGCCCUUGUUACAAUAAUUGGAAGACCAAGAGAGGUGGCCCUAAAUGUCCCUAGGGAUAGCUAACCCCUUAACCUUAACCUACCUACCUAUUUUUAACUAAUUACAAUUUACCACCGCCCUUUCUUUUCUGCUCGAUCGCUAUAAUAUUAUUCUAUCUUUAAUUUUAUCAGCAAAAGUUUGUGACUAUAACGUAUUCUAAGUUAAGAACUGCAUAUAUGUCUAUUUAAUUAUCGUUCUAUUAUUUGAAUGUACCUGAAAAUAGAUUUGGAAUUCCAUUGGUGAAAUUAUAUA